AUGCUUGAUGGUGACACCAGCACAGAUGAAGAAUUACCCAGUAAGACCAGUGGAGGGGCUGAGCAGAAGCGGGAGGCAUCUCGUGCAUCCUCAGAGCCCACCCACACACCCACCUGGGAGGAGGAGGUGGUGCUGGAAAUGGAUGCCGAGGAUGCAGGCUGGGCAGUGCUGACCCUCACUGUGGCAGACAAAGCUACCAAGGAGGCACUGGGGACAUUCCAGCUGCCAGUCCGGCAUCUCCAGCCCUUCCAACCCCACCACUGCAGGCUGAUGCUGCCAAGGAGGCAGGACUCUGUGGGAAUGGUCCUGCGUGUCACCAUCACCCGCAAAAAGAGCUUCAUCCCUCGCUGUGAUGGACUGAGCUACGUGGCCUUGGAGGUGCUGCUGCGGGGGCUGUCUGUCCCCCUCACCACCCUCCCCAGGACCCUCGUGGCCGUGGCCAGAGUUGUGAGCAAUGUCCAGGAGUACAAGCACCGCAUGGAGAAGAAUCCCAUCUCUCAUCCCAGCAUCAGCCCCACCACCAUCCUGUUCCCAGACCCUCCAGCAGCCGCCUUUAGCAUCGCCCGAGCUGCCAACCACGGCUGCCCUCAGAUAUCCCGACCAGCCGGUCCCCAAGAGCAGCCAUCCUGGAAUGCCUCCUUCCUCUUCCAAGGCCAAGACGCUGCCACCAUCUUCUCCGAAGACACGGCUCUGGCAAUUGAGUUUUAUCCCUACAAAGACGUGUGGGAUGCUCCGGGCACCCUCAUUCCUGUGGGAUACUCGGUGCUGCCCCUCACCAGCCGUGUUUUCCAGGAGCUGGCAGCGUGCAGCAGUGGAGUGCACGUGGAUGGCCUCGCCGUGGAGAGACCAGCAGCAUUCCUGACCCCGUCAGGCAGCGAUGCCCUCCCCAGCCUGGACCCUGCCACACUCAGCACCCUCCAGAGCAACGAGGAGCCACAGGCGACCCCCCUGUACCCACUUGAUGGCCAGCUCCAUCGAGAUGACAUGUCCCUCCCGGCAGUUGAUGCCGUGGCCAGUAUCCUGCCUGGAAAGCAGCCAUUCCCACAUGGAGAGCAGAGGUCCCAGGAGAAAUUUGGAGAUCGCCAGGAGCUGGAUGUGGGCAGCUACCGCCUGGCACUGAAGCGGAUGGCAGGGGACCUCCUGUCCCUGCGCCGGCACGUCACCAGCCUGGAGGUGGAGAACGGGCACCUGCGGGGCAGCCUGGCCUCGCAGCAGGAGCUGGGCCAGGCUCUGCUCCACGACACCGACCUGCACGUCAUGACCCGGGAGGAGCUGCUGGACAGGCUCGCCACCCUCAAGCACCAGCUGGUGGCCAGCACAGCAGAGAUGAGGAGACUGAAGGAUCGUGUCCAGCAGCUGCAGAAUGAGCUGAUCCGGAAAAAUGACCGGGAGAAGGAGCUGGUGCUGCUCCAGCAAGCCCACCGGCUGCAGCAAGCCAUGCUGAGGAGGUGCCAGGAUAAGGUGGCCAAGGCAAAGGGCUUGGAGGAGACUGUGCAGCAGCAGUAGAAGGGUGUUUUGGGGGGCACGGAGAAGCUGUCUCUGCUGGCCAGGCUGGAGGAGGCGCAAGCCCGCGGGCGGGUGCUGGACAGGCAGCUGGAGAAGGCAGCGAGGCAGUGGGGUCGGGAGAAGCAGGAGCUCGGAACUCGUCUGCUGGAGCAGGAGAACGGCUUCCCCCACCCCUCGCAGAACCUGAUUGCAAUGUCCACGGCCUCCCGGAGAAGACCCCACAUUCUGCUCCCCCUGCCCUGA
Molecule: messenger RNA, 1749 nt
Organism: Manacus vitellinus (golden-collared manakin)
Lineage: Eukaryota; Metazoa; Chordata; Aves; Passeriformes; Pipridae
Gene: CCDC33
Product: coiled-coil domain containing 33
Exons: 17
Cellular component (GO): peroxisome
Source: RefSeq, a predicted model, not a curated record